Messenger RNA from Poeciliopsis prolifica (blackstripe livebearer), 5251 nucleotides. Its product is annotated as sorting nexin-19-like. Bases 2121 to 4862 code for a protein of 913 amino acids. The record is from RefSeq and is a predicted model, not a curated record. Gene Ontology annotation, molecular function: phosphatidylinositol binding. Gene Ontology annotation, cellular component: intracellular membrane-bounded organelle; early endosome membrane. The transcript is spliced from 13 exons. NCBI's taxonomy places the organism in Eukaryota, Metazoa, Chordata, Actinopteri, Cyprinodontiformes, Poeciliidae.
AGCUUUCCGAACAAAAAAAGUUUUUUAAACUGCUCGGAAAAAUGUAGAAAAUUAAAAUACGGAACCGAACGAUAGAUUUUUAUCGGGCUGAGCUUUACAAGACGAAGAUAAAAACCAGCAGAGGGACAGAAUGGGACCACACAGGCUUCUUACUGCCUUUACUGAUCACUGUCCAUUGUGUGCUGUCCCUGUAAAGAACCCUGUUCCGGUAAUUCCCUCUUCUCCCCAGUCCUCUCGCUUUCGUCUUUCAUCUCUUCUUUUUUUUCCACAAUCCUUUUCUGCUACUUUAAAGGAGUAACAUUGAUCAAACAUUGGAGUACCAACCAGCAGGCGUACAGUUACAUUUCCUUUACCUCUUCCUGAACCAGUGCGUUUACUCCCUUCUCCCUCCUUUUCUGUUGUUCCCACCCUCCUUUUCUCCAUGAAAUGCACGCUGUAAUACCGACUCACUUUCACAGACACAGAGGGCGAGGGAGACAGGAACAGAAUAGUGGACUUGCCGACCGGAGGGGAAAUUUUUUUUGUCUAAAAUGAAAGUCAGCUUGGGAACGGACACUGUAAGAUGAAAACAUGCCUCCUUUUUCUUUUUCUUUUUCUGUCUUUGCUCCUUCUCUUAUGUGCUCAUGUUCAACACUUUCUCCAUUCUUCCUGUGCUUCUCUGUUUUUCGGCUUCUCUUUCUACACCAGGCCUUUUUGCAGUCUAAGUGAUUUCAGCUGUGGAAGGAAAUGAAUAGAAAAUUAUCUGAAUUUCCUCACUCUUGUCCUGCUGUUUUGAUGUUUUGCGUGCGUGUGUGUGUGUCUGUGUGUGUGUUGGCGUGCGUGUGUGUGUGUCACAGGCAGAGGAGCAUGCAGGGGCUCCACAGUUUGUCUGCCCUGGGGACUUGAGCCUACAAAACCAUGAAGCAUACGAGGCAGAGGAGAGAAAGGCAAUCAAAGCGGCACAAGCUCAAGCUGAGAGGUGUGAUACAGCUAAAGACAAAGGCCUGAAGAAGGAACGUGAGGCAGAUUGUGCCAGGAGACCAGAUAGACCGACAGACAGUAGAGUCACAUGGAGAAAAUAGGCAGGAGCUCUACAGCAACAGGCGUUUCAUGUUUCCCCCCCCAAAAAAAAUCACUCCUAUAGUCGUUUUGGCACUCGUGUGUGUCAGAUCUGUUGAAUUUAGAUUUUUUUAAAAAAAUAGCUUUUCUGUUAUGUCGUUUCAUUUUACGAUCCGAGUUGCGAUUUAUGCAGACAACUUUAGGAAAUGCUGAGAUUUCACAUUCUUGUGGCACGAGGUGUGGAUUUUUGAAUUGCUUUGGGGGAUUUCCUUUGGAUUCGACCGUUUUAGACACAUUUCUCGUACUUUGCUGUAUCACGGCUGUCACUGUGAUGUAUUUAGUUUUUUCUCUUUCUUAUAGCUUCUUUUGUACCGUUCAGCACGGUUUUUACAGUAGCAGCUCAGGCCAAUCGAUCUGCUCGUUUCUUCCUUGUGCAUACCAUUCUUGUGCCAGAAAGAACAUUUGUUCUUUCUCUAAUUUUAUUUUAUUUUUUUUAAAGGUAGAUUUACACGUUAACUCUUUCUGACUUUGUCGUGGUCCGCAGUCCUCACUACUUCCUGAUCUAAACUUGUCUGUCCCUCUCCCCUUUAACAUUGCACCUGCUUCCCCCUGCAUCUCUCUCUGUGUUUCCCUGCCUCUCCUUCUGUUUCUCUCCGGCUGCACAUGGUACAGUCUCGCAUGUCUGAGCACCAGACGGCUAGACGGCAGCAAUCUGCUCGAGAAGCCUCGUGCACUACUUUGAGUGAUCCAUUGAACAAAGCCAGUGAAGGCGGCACUAAAAUCUUCCUCUACUUUUCUCUGCAGCAUUCUCUCUUUUCCUCUCUCUCCCUUUUCUUUUCCCUUGCAGAUUUCUCUCAUUUUACGUCUCGUCUGGCCACAUCUCCUCUCCCUCUGCUAAGAUGACCUGCAGAGACACACGCUGAGGACUGCGGCAGCAUAAGCCGCCUCGGCCAACGGCUGGUUGCCUGCAACACACAGCAAUUAGACCAUAAACUGACUCAACAUGGAGAUGAAUACCAUCUGUUGCUGUGGGAACAACACUCUCCUCAACCAGGAAGGACGCCAUCUUCCAUAUUUUUGUGAUGGCCUCUUCAAAGAGCUCCACUCACUGGACUUUGUUGGAGUUAUUCGGCCAGCGGAGGCUCUUGGGUUUCGGCGCCAUCCUGGCAUGGCUCAUCCUGUUCCACCUGCUGGUGAACGUGUGGCUGCUCUGCAUCUUCACCAGCCUGCUGGUGGUUCUCGGUGGUUGGCUCGGGUCCCGAGCUGCCCUGGAUGCUAACAGCUUCCUACAUCUGGAACAUUUUUUACCCCUGGGGAAAGUUAACCCUCCUCUAUGUUCCCCUGAGCAUGAGUGGAGGCUGAACCACGAGAUCCACUGUGCAGUCCACAAGGCAGUACGUGACUUUGUGUCUUCGUGGUACCGCACCCUGCUUCCUGAGGUGGAAGGAGAGUUUGAACGAGCUGUGCGUCACUCAAUGCUGGAGUCUGUGAUGGAACUGAAAGAGCGUGCGCGGCGAGUGGACAGGAAAGCUCUGGUUCGGCGGCUCUUAGAGCUGUAUGGCUGUCACCUGCAGAGCUACAUGACUGUGAGGCAGAUCCAUUCGGCGCAGAAGGAGAGCAGUGGCCAGUGGCAGCUCUACAGUAAAGUCGAGUCUCCUCAUCCAGCUGUGAGCAGCUCCAACGCUGAGCUCAACUACACCCGAGCGUUGGUCAAACUUGUGUUGCAUGUUCUCGUCCCAUACCCUCAGAUGGAAACUAGGACUGGGGGUUACAUGGUGACAGAGCUCAUCACCUGCAAUGUGCUGUUGCCAUUGAUCAGCAGGGUUUCCGAUCCCGACUGGCUCAAUCAGACCAUCGUGGACAUAUUCACCAAAACCAGAGAAUCACAGGAUAUUAGCGUGGAUGACCCCUCUGCCGACGCUCUGUAUAAAUGUCAUGGACAUGAGGAGUCGUGGACUACUUGCAAGUCACUGUCUGUCUCAGAUCAGACCGAUUUCAGCUCCAAAAACACCUCUGUUGAUUUAGAUGAGCCUCAGAGCGAGAGUGCGAUCUCUGGGACAGACUUGUCUCAAAGCAGUCUGGUCAGCCUCACAUCUACCAGCCGGACAUCCAGCUACCCGCCAGGCUUAAACACACCGUUCAAGGUCAACUGCUGCUCACUCACAGCAGGCCAGUGUAAACAAUCAUCAGAGACCAAAACCGUCUCUGCAGACCCACUUCUCCAUUCGGACUCAGAUGAUGACCUGACAGGAAGUGUUUGCGACUGCGCUCCCGCCACCAACCUCUGCAACCUUCUCCCUGUAAAUGAUGAAGAAGCCUGCGGUUGUUUUCGACCUCUGAGAAACUUUGGAUCGAAGGUGGUCGAGCACAAAGACUCCCAGUGGCCAGCUGGCAUUGCGCAGGACAAAUCUCUAGUUUGUCCCCCCAAAAAGCUUUGCUUGACCUCGUACAACUUUGACCUGUCCAGCGGCCCGACUACAACGCCAUUCAGAGUCCAGAACGUUCACAUUUCUGGCACAGUCAAUGUGAAGGAGCAGAGGAGCAAUGGCACACAUCCCUACACACUCUACACUCUCAAGUUUGAGACGGUGGAUGAUGGCGACUGCACAGGUGCUGCGCCGCCAGCCGACUGUCACACCGUUAACCGCAGAUACAGCGAGUUCCUCAACCUGCAAGCACGCUUGGAGGAGAAGCCAGAGCUCAAGAAACUAAUCCGAAAUGUCAAAGGCCCAAAGAAAAUAUUUCCUGACCUUCCUUUUGGCAGCCAGGACAGCGAGAAGGUUGAAGCUCGUAAAAGCCAGCUGGAUACCUUCCUGAAGCAGUUAAACAGUAUUCCUGAGACGGCCAACAGUGAAGACAUGCAGGAGUUCCUGGCUAUCAACUCAGAUGUUUGCACGUAUUUUGGAAGAAAGCCCUUAACAAAGUCAAGAAUUGAUAAGAUGAUGGAAAAUGCUUUCGAUACUCUGAGGACAGCAUUCCCUCACCCUGAGCUUUUCAGUCCCACCGAGGACAUUGAGGGUGAUACUGAUGGAAGAACAAUGGACUCCAGAAAGUACAGGAGGCUUUUCCCAAGUAAAGUUUCUCCAUCGCUCAAUAUUCCAGACCUCCAUCCUAAAGUGACAUACUGCUUCAGUGAAGGCAGCUCUGUGCUCAAUGGCAUGUCACUGUGUGGCUUGGAGAACUUCGUCAGAGAGCAGGAAAGACUUAUCGGUGGGCCGAACAUGACAGAAACAGUCAAGCCGAGCUGCGAGCUGAAAGCUAAAGACAAGAAGAUAUCAGGGAAAACUCAUUCGACAGACACAGCUGUGGCAGAUGUUGCUUUGAACAUUUUGUGCCUGCUGAUGAAGGAUCAUUGGAGCUGGCUCUGCACAGAGAACAUCCAGAAGGCCAUCAGACUUCUCUUUGGCACCUUCAUUGAAAGAUGGCUGGACAUUGGUGCUGCCCACCUAACCAGUGCCCCCUGCUGGGUGAUUUACCUCCAGGUCUUGCAAGAAGCUGUGUGGCCGGGUGGGACGCUGCCUGCUCAACCUCGGCCUUUACGAAGUGUUGCUGAAAAAAAGGAAACUAAGGAGCAAUGUCUGAACUGCCUAAUGCAGCUGCUUCCUGAGUUAAUAGCUGAUAUGCUGGGAAGCGAGAAGUACAGACUGAGCUUAGAGACCAUGCUGGAGUCUUUGCAGGACUACCAGAUAAACAAGCAUUUGAUCUACAGCAUCUGUGACCUGCUGCUGGAGUUUCUGAUCCCUGAGUCCAGCGAUGUGACCUUUCAGAGAUCUCUGCUGCAGAGCCUGACUAAAGACACAGAGAGAAGCACUCUUCACAUGUGAUAAACAUCUGGGACGCACAGAGAAAUGUAGCCAUUUGAUGCUCAAUGCACAUUAUAGUUGUCUGAUGAAUAUAACAUGGUCAUAAAGUCUAUCAUAUUCAAUCACUGUGGACUCAUGGUAUUACUGCAGAGGAUGAUAAAAUGUAAAUAUGCAGCGAUAUAAAGGCAGAACACAAAAGAAAUGCUUUCAUACAAUAAUAGAUCAGAAGGAAGAAAUAAUCUCAUUUGUAGAUUUAGCUCGCUUAAUCUGCAAGUCAGACCAGCCACAUUGUGAAUACUUGAAAAGUUUGAUAAAAACAAACCUGUGCUCUUAUUCUUGCUUCUUAUUCUUUCUUUCAUGUGUUUUUAUCUAUGGUGUUUCCCAUAAAGUUGGAAUAUUUUUUCUCAUUG